AAAUGAAGGUCCAUCAAUGGCCAUCUGAAUUAGGGUUUCUUCUGUCAGGGUUGAGUCUGAGGGGGAGUGGUGCAGCAGCUCUGAAGCUAGUUAAACUAGUGGAAGGCUGUUUGCUUGAAUAAUCGCCAUGGCAAGAGGGAAAGUGCAGUUGAAACGCAUCGAGAAUCCAGUGCAUAGGCAGGUUACCUUCUGCAAGCGCCGGGCAGGCUUGCUCAAGAAGGCCAGGGAGCUGUCCACUCUGUGUGAUGCUGAUAUUGGGGUCAUCAUCUUCUCCACCCAUGGCAAGCUCUACGACCUCUCCACAAAUGGAACCAUGCAGGAGUUGAUUGAGAGGUACAUGAAAUCAUCACAUGGAGCUCAAACUGAACAACCUGAAAAUGUAAAUCAUCCUCCGGAUGUUCAACAUGAAAUAAAUCUACUGAAGCAAGAGAUCAAUACCUUACAAAAAGCAAUAAGGUUCAUGUUCGGCGAUGGGACUGGCAGCAUGACACUUGAUGAAUUACAUGUGCUUGAGAGGAAUCUCGAAGUUUGGAUUUGUCAAAUUCGCUCGACCAAGAAUCAAAUCAUGUUUCAAGAACUCCAGUUACUGAAGAAUAAGGAGGACACACUUAUGGCAGCCAAUGAAUUACUUCAACAACAGUUGCAGGAGCAAAGCAGCACCUGCGGUAUACCCUUAUUCAAGGGAGGAAUUCAUGGAAUUCCAUACCCACUAACCCUACAUAACGAGGCCUUCCAAGUGUAGGAACUUUUAGUGUGACUUACUAAUAAGGUUUAAGUGUUUGAAGACUUGAUAAAUGACUAUAGAUUGUGAGCUUUAGAUAAUUUAUAUUGUAGAAGACCAUUGUUAGGCACAUAGACAUAUAUUUUGUGUAUAUUUGUGUGGUUGUAGUAAACAAACGUGUUCUCUAAUGUCCUACUUUAGAGGAGGUGGUAGUGUGGUAAGAGGAGGUAACAAUGCUCAA
This is a messenger RNA of Amborella trichopoda, 962 nucleotides long. It is a transcript of the gene AGL12, whose product is annotated as AGAMOUS-like 12. Gene Ontology annotation, molecular function: protein dimerization activity; RNA polymerase II transcription regulatory region sequence-specific DNA binding; DNA-binding transcription factor activity. Lineage: Eukaryota; Viridiplantae; Streptophyta; Magnoliopsida; Amborellales; Amborellaceae. Gene Ontology annotation, cellular component: nucleus. The record is from RefSeq and is a predicted model, not a curated record. Gene Ontology annotation, biological process: positive regulation of transcription by RNA polymerase II.